This is a messenger RNA of Staurois parvus, 2748 nucleotides long. The record is from the annotation of a GenBank genome assembly. NCBI's taxonomy places the organism in Eukaryota, Metazoa, Chordata, Amphibia, Anura, Ranidae.
AUGGUAACAGUGUUGCUUUUUUUACAGAUCUACUAUCAGAAUAAACUAAGGCUGGCUCUCAUUGGUCAGAGCGUAUUUGGCCAAGAAGUAUAUAACAAUUUGCGCAAAGAAGGACAUAAAAUAGUGGGGGUCUUCACAGUCCCAGACAAGGAUGGAAAGGCGGAUCCUCUUGCGGUGGCAGCAGAGAAAGAUGGCACACCGGUGUUUAAAUUUCCCCGAUGGCGGCUGAAGGGAAAGUCUCUUUCGGAGGUAGUAGAUGCCUACAAAUCUGUUGGAGCUGAGCUCAAUGUUCUUCCUUUUUGCUCACAGUUUAUUCCCAUGGAUGUAAUUGAUCAUCCUAAAAAUGGCUCUAUUAUCUAUCACCCUUCUAUUCUUCCCCGUCACAGAGGAGCCUCUGCUAUAAACUGGACUUUGAUAGAUGGAGAUAAAAAGGCUGGCUUUUCUGUUUUCUGGGCUGAUGAAGGGUUGGAUACAGGUCCAAUUUUACUCCAGAAAGUAUGUAACGUGGAGCCCAAUGAUACAGUGGAUUCUCUUUACAAUCGGUUCCUCUUUCCUGAAGGUGUUAAGGCCAUGCUGGAAGCUGUACAGUUAAUUGCUGAUGGUAAAGCACCUCGUAUAGACCAACCAGAAGAUGGGGCCACGUAUGAGGGAAUCCAGAAAAAAGAAAAUGCUAAGAUUUCCUGGGACAACUCUGCAGAGGCUAUCCAUAACUGGAUCCGUGGACAUGAUAAAGUGCCAGGAGCUUGGACUGUCAUAAAUGACCAGAUGGUAACGCUUUAUGGAUCAUCUUUACUGGAGGGAACAGUGCCUGCUGGAGAACCAUUGCCCAUUGAUGGAGCACCAAGGCCAGGACUUGUUACAAAAAAUGGAUUAGUUCUUUUUGGUAAAGAUGGAAAAAUGUUAAUUGUCAAGAAUCUUCAGUUUGAAGAUGGGAAAAUGAUCCCUGCAUCUAAUUACUUUUCAAGAGGGGAUGUUACCACCUUGGAGCUAACCGAAGAGGAAAAAAUUAUGGAGUCUAAUAUCAGGGACAUUUGGAAGGGAAUUCUAACUAAUGUUGCUAUAAUAGAAGACACAACAGAUUUUUUUAAAUCUGGAGCUGCAUCCAUGGAUGUUGUCAGGUUGGUUGAGGAGAUCAAACAGAAAUAUGGUGGGUUAGAACUACAGAAUGAAGAUGUCUAUAUGGCCACUACAUUUCAAGACUUCAUACAAAUGGUUGUGAGGAAAUUCAGAGGAGAAGAUAAAGAAGAGCUAGUUAUAGAUUAUGCUACAUUAAAUGUGAACAACAUGACUGUGAAGAUGCCAUACCAGUGUUUUAUAAAUGGACAGUUUGUGGAUGCGGACAGUGGGAAAAUGUAUGAUACUAUUAAUCCAACCGAUGGUUCGGUGCUGUGCAAAGUCUCAUAUUGCUCUGUAGCUGAUGUAGAUAAAGCUGUGGCUGCAGCAAAAGAUGCCUUUGAAAAUGGAGAAUGGGGAAAAAUGAAUGCAAGAGACAGAGGGAGAAUAUUAUACAGACUUGCAGAUCUUAUGGAAGAACAUCAAGAAGAGCUGGCAACUAUCGAAGCAUUAGACUCAGGAGCUGUCUACACAUUGGCACUGAAAACUCACGUGGGGAUGUCUGUGCAGACUUUCAGGUACUUCGCUGGAUGGUGCGACAAAAUUCAGGGAUCUACAAUUCCAAUAAACCAAGCACGUCCAAAUCGCAAUUUAACAUUCACUAAAAAGGAGCCACUAGGUGUCUGUGCUAUUGUUAUUCCUUGGAACUAUCCAUUGAUGAUGCUCGCAUGGAAGAGUGCAGCAUGUCUGGCUGCAGGAAAUACACUUGUUUUGAAACCUGCACAGGUUACUCCUCUUACAGCUUUAAAAUUUGCUGAGUUGUCUGUAAAAGCAGGUGUACCCAAAGGAGUCAUCAAUAUCCUGCCAGGGUCAGGUGGUUUGGUAGGACAGCGGUUGUCUGAGCACCCGGAUAUUCGCAAACUUGGCUUUACUGGGUCCACACCAAUUGGCAAACAGAUUAUGAAAAGUUGUGCUGUCAGCAAUCUAAAAAAGGUUUCACUGGAACUUGGUGGGAAAUCUCCUCUAAUCAUCUUUAACGACUGUGAUCUUGACAAGGCUGUAAGAAUGGGUAUGGGAGCUGUGUUUUUCAACAAGGGUGAAAACUGCAUUGCAGCAGGCAGACUGUUUGUUGAAGAAUCUAUACAUGAUGAAUUUGUAAAACGCGUGGUAGAAGAAAUUAAAAAGAUGAAGAUCGGUGACCCUCUGGACAGAUCUACAGAUCAUGGUCCACAAAACCACAAGGCCCAUCUGGACAAACUGCUGGAGUACUGUGAAACUGGAAUGAAGGAAGGAGCCACCCUGAUUUAUGGAGCCAGACAGGUGCCUCGUCCAGGUUUUUUUAUGGAGCCAACCGUAUUUACAAAUGUAGAAGACCACAUGUAUGUUGCCCAGGAAGAAUCCUUUGGGCCAGUAAUGGUUAUUUCCAAGUUCAAGGAUGGUGAUAUUGAAGGUGUUCUGGCACGAGCCAAUAGCACAGAAUAUGGGCUAGCAUCUGGAGUCUUCACAAAAGAUAUCAGUAAAGCAAUGUAUGUGACUGAGAAGCUGGAAGCCGGAACCGUGUUUAUCAACACCUACAACAAAACAGACGUUGCUGCACCAUUUGGAGGAUUCAAACAAUCAGGCUUUGGCAAGGACUUGGGUGAAGAGGCUCUCCAUGAAUACCUCAGAACUAAAGCAAUUACUGUGGAAUACUAG